AUGUUUGAAAAGUCUACAUAUCCAGCAUUAGAAGAAUUGAAACAACCGUUAUCACCAGAACAAUUAAUAAUUCUUAGAAAUCAAUUACAAUCAGAAGAACCAAAUCCAUCAGCCCAAACCAAAUUCAACUAUGCAUGGGGGCUAAUCAAAUCCAACCACUUAAGACAACAGAAGGAUGGGAUUGCAAUCUUAGUAGAACUUUAUAAGUCUGAAGAAAGUAUGAGAAGAGAAGUAUUGUAUUAUUUAAGUUUGGGUUCUUUUAAAGUGGGUGAUUAUACGAAUGCAAAACGUUAUGUUGAAGCUUUAUUAGAAUUUGAACCUGAUAAUUUACAAGCAAAAUCAUUGUUAAGUAAUAUUGAAGAUAAGAUAACUACUGAUGGAUUGAUUGGGAUAGGUAUAGUAGGUGGUGCAUUGGCUAUUGGUAUUGGAUUGAUUGGGGCAAUGAUCAUGGGCAAUGAGUUGGGAAACAAUAUAGCAAAAUGCGUUAUUGAAGAGUUCAACAGACUAAACCUAAAAUCUGGGAAGCCAGUUACUCGAUCCAAUGGAAUUAAGGAAUGGACAGUAUUAGCUUCAGUUGUUGCCUUAGUUGAAGAGGAGAUUAUUCCAAUCACAUUAUCAACAGGCGUGAAAGCACUACCAGACAAAACACGAACAUACUCACAUGGUCUAAUGGUUCAUGACAUGCACGCAGAAAUACUAUCGUUAAGGUUAUUUAAUUGGUAUUUAUUAGAUGAAUGUACUAAACUUCGAAGUAACCCAUCGGAUAAAUCUAGUAUACUUCUUGAGAGUGAGGGAGAUUAUUUCAAGCUUAAGCCUGGUAUCAAGCUUGCAUUAUUUAUAUCGGAGCCGCCAUGUGGAGAUGGAUCAAUGCAGUAUUUAUCUUCUACUUUGGAAGAUAAUAAACCUUGGGAAGAUGUACCCAAGGAACCUCCUAAGAAGAUCCAAAAACAAGAUGUACAUAGAGGAAGAAGUAAUUUUGAUAAAUUAGGCAUAGUUCGUACAAAACCAGGAAGAUCAGAUAGUUUAAUUACCCUCUCUAAAUCUUGUUCUGAUAAACUUUGUUUAAGACAGCUUAUUGGUAUUACAAAUGCAGUGACAUCAAGUUUAUUCAAGGAAGAGAUUUAUCUUGAUUAUAUCGUAGUCAAAGGGAUGCAUUCUGAGGAUUUUCAAAGAUGCUUUAUUUCUAGAUUCAAAUUGCCUGGGGCACAUCAUUUAAAAUUAAUUGAAUACGAUUCGGAUGAAUACGAAUAUCAUAAACCCAACGCCGGGCAGAAUAUGGUACCGGCUCCACUUUCGCUACUAUGUGUUCUUCCCACUAAGAUGGUUCAAGUUCUAAAUAACGGCGUUAAAAAUGGAUCUUUUGUUAAGAAUAAGCCGCCUAGAGCCGGUGGUGAAAGUAUCAUCUGUAAGCGCAGUCUUGUGGGAAAAUUAAAGGAAUUGAAGUCUCUAGAGUGCAAAGAUUAUAAUGAAUUAAAGAGCUCUAAUAAGAAACGAGAAAGUCUUAAAACCAUUGGAAAGGAGACCCUAAGUAAUUGGGUUUCAAGUGGUAGUGAUAAUUUUGAAAUUUUAUAA
Messenger RNA from Hemisphaericaspora subhashii, 1572 nucleotides. Its product is annotated as tRNA-specific adenosine deaminase. Gene Ontology annotation, biological process: tRNA wobble adenosine to inosine editing. The coding region runs from base 1 to 1572 and encodes 523 amino acids. The record is from RefSeq and is a predicted model, not a curated record. Gene Ontology annotation, molecular function: protein binding; RNA binding; tRNA-specific adenosine-37 deaminase activity. The transcript has 2 exons. NCBI's taxonomy places the organism in Eukaryota, Fungi, Ascomycota, Pichiomycetes, Serinales, Debaryomycetaceae.